AUGCUUAAUAGAAUUGAAAAAGUCUUGGAUGAAGGACAGCCAUGCGAGCAAGCAAGGUUUCGAAAACGGUUCAGCACUAUUGACCACAUCCGCACUGUUUCGAGACUCAUCGAAGUAUCACGAGAGUACAAGAUGCCACUCUUUCCCACCUUCAUCGACUCGAAAAAGGUCUUCGACUCAGUUGAGACGGAAGAGGUCAGGAAGGUCUUGGACAACCAGGGUGUUCCUAUUCAGUACAUAAAGAUACCUCGAGAGUUGUACUUCUUCACGUUCAACUUCACGACCAGAAUUUCGCCAUUCUACAAGAAUAUCAUCAUUAACGUGAAGAGGGGGUCCCACGGGGUGAUACAACCUCAUCCAAAAUAUUUACAGCCACCCCGAGAACGCAAUGCGAAGGCUGGAAUGGGACGAUAUGAUAGUGAAGGUCGAUGGUCGGCAGCUGCACCGUUUCCGCUUCGCUGA
This is a messenger RNA of Necator americanus (New World hookworm), 462 nucleotides long. RefSeq lists its product as uncharacterized. The record is from RefSeq and is a predicted model, not a curated record. NCBI's taxonomy places the organism in Eukaryota, Metazoa, Nematoda, Chromadorea, Rhabditida, Ancylostomatidae. The transcript has a single exon. The coding region runs from base 1 to 462 and encodes 153 amino acids.